AAGUGGGAGAACAGUAAACACAACGGGCCUCAGCCUAAAAGAAGAAGAAUACAAGGUUACAGAGAAGACCCAUUUGUCUUUUUCAAGGAGGAUGAGCCAGUUUGGCCUUUGAUCAAGGAUUUUUAUGAAAUGAAGCCAGAGUUGCCACUCGAUUGUUUACUGACCAGGUGUCAUGUGGGCAAGAGGAAAAACAUUUACUUUGUUUCGCCAGCAAUCCGAGACAUUAUUGACAAAAAUCAGGACAAAGUUAAGUUGAUAAAUGCUGGAGUCAAAGUGUUUGCUCGAUGUGACAACAAGAAUGUGAACUGUUGCUUUCGUCUGGCACAAGAGGGUUUAAAUAGCAUAUCACAGUAUAUAGGAGAUUGCCGGAGAGUAUCUAUUUGCAAGUCUGAUCUACUCACCCUCCUGACUGUCGAUGAUCCCAAACAUCCUCCUGAGACUACAACUCUAGAUCCUGCCACACAAAAGAGACUCGAGGCUGUCUCCCAUGGCAGUUGUGUGCUGGAGUAUCGAGGGGAAGAUAACCUCAAUCUGGACCUCGUGGGGUGGAGGGGCUCGUGUUCUCUCAGGGCCUACGUCUCUCAGCCUGACUGUGUGCACUUUCUGAGGCUCUUGGGUGGUGACACUUCUAUGUUUGAUAAAAAUAAGUUCAAGAAAGAAGAUGAAAUAAAGGAAGAAUCAUCUGAACUAAUAAUUACUGAUAAAGAUGAAAUUCUUGAAGACAUGGAGACUAAACAAGAGGAAAGUAAAGAUGAGGUUGCGACAAGCGGUGCAGGAGAUACGACAGACCCUAAGUUGGAAGAAGACAUAUAAAGAAAUUGAAAUCAAAGAAAAUCUAUGAUAGAGGUGAUUGUAACAGGUGGUACAGGAUAUACAAAUUAUGAUAGCAAACUCCAUACUGUAUACUAUGUGUUAAUGUGAAAUGUUUUCCUGUACACAAUUCAUUUUAUUGAAAGUAUUCACAACCACAUGCUUCACAUGUGGUUAAACCACAUUAAUUUUGUGUUGACUCCAAUGUGUUUUAUUUUAUUUAGUGAUUGUUAAAAACAAAAUAUACUAUUUUUACUUA
Messenger RNA from Homalodisca vitripennis (glassy-winged sharpshooter), 1069 nucleotides. RefSeq names its product tRNA (cytosine(34)-C(5))-methyltransferase-like. The transcript is spliced from 6 exons. Gene Ontology annotation, molecular function: tRNA binding; tRNA (cytidine-N5)-methyltransferase activity. Lineage: Eukaryota; Metazoa; Arthropoda; Insecta; Hemiptera; Cicadellidae. Gene Ontology annotation, biological process: tRNA methylation. The coding region runs from base 130 to 813 and encodes 227 amino acids. The record is from RefSeq and is a predicted model, not a curated record. Gene Ontology annotation, cellular component: cytoplasm; nucleus.